Aethina tumida (small hive beetle) is the source of this 3256-nucleotide messenger RNA. Its product is annotated as E3 ubiquitin-protein ligase RNF19A-like. The coding region runs from base 397 to 2505 and encodes 702 amino acids. The record is from RefSeq and is a predicted model, not a curated record. Gene Ontology annotation, biological process: positive regulation of proteasomal ubiquitin-dependent protein catabolic process; ubiquitin-dependent protein catabolic process; protein polyubiquitination. The transcript has 11 exons. Gene Ontology annotation, cellular component: ubiquitin ligase complex; cytoplasm. Lineage: Eukaryota; Metazoa; Arthropoda; Insecta; Coleoptera; Nitidulidae. Gene Ontology annotation, molecular function: ubiquitin conjugating enzyme binding; zinc ion binding; ubiquitin protein ligase activity.
AUGUAUGUAUGUCUAGCUCUUUUGCUCGCUGCCCUCGCAUGUGUGCGUGUGUGUGUGUGUUCGUCCGCGUAUCCCGUGUGUGUUUGUGUCCGGCCCGUUCGUCGCACCGGACGUUGAUGCACCCGUGUGUUUUGUGUGCCAUUUCAGGUUAACGUUGGUGUCGACCUCUCGUGCUCUCGCGCUUGUGCAUCAACCAGUGACCUUUUUAUACGUUCACUUAGCCUAUGAUGCUGUUUGGAUCGAUGCAGCCCACGCACCAAAGAAACUGAUCCUCCGACACGUACAGACGGCCACAAAGCCACACCGGACGUUGCACCGUCAAACGGACGAAGAACGGUAGAGAAGAAUAGCAAAAAAAAAAAACAAGUACCCGGUCGAAACACAAGAAAAACCAUAAUGAAAAAUUCACCGGACGCGGACGCCGAACCGCACACGUGCGUGGCGACGGCGCCGACGGCCGGAGGCGGCAACGGAGGCCAGCGCAAGAAACGGUUCCCGAGCCGGUGGUCGCUCCGCCACCUGAUCUACUCCAGUCCGAUUCUGAACAGACGCCGUUCCCAGAACGCCUCCGGACCGUCCAAGUCACAUAAAACUAAUAAAGAUGUUCCAGACGGCAAAGUUAGUAGUACAUCGAAAGUACACCAGGUAGAAAUCCACCAAGCAUCUAGUCGAACUUCCACAUGUUCCGAAAAAAGAAAGGUCACGUCCACAAGAAGAAUAGAAUGUCCGGUUUGUUUGUUGGAACUUCCGCCCGAGAGGUUCUGCGAGUUGGCCGCUUGCGGCCACAGAGCCUGCGACUCCUGCUUCAAGGAAUACCUACGCGUCGAAAUCACCGAAUCGAGAGUCUGCAUUAAUUGUCCCGAAUGUUUCGAACCGAUGCACCCCAACGAAAUCCAAAAGAUUCUAAACAACCCGCGCCUCUUCGAGAAAUACGAGGACUUCAUGGUGAGACGCGUGCUACUGGUCGAUCCGGACACCCGCUGGUGUCCAGCGCCGGACUGCGGCUUCGCCGUCAUCGCCAGCGAAUGUGCCAGCUGUCCGAAGCUGAAAUGCGAACGACCCGGCUGCGAUUCGUACUUCUGUUACCACUGCAAGGCCGAAUGGCACCCGAACCAGACGUGUGACGCCGCCAGGGCACAACGCUCGCCCAACAUCCGAUCGUCGUCGAUCACCUACAGUCAGGAUUCCCAGCACAGAGACGACAUAAAGCCAUGUCCGAGGUGUCAGGUGCUCAUCGUGAAAAUGGACGACGGUUCUUGCAAUCACAUGAUGUGCGCCGUUUGCGGCGCAGAAUUUUGUUGGCUGUGUAUGAAGGAAAUUAAUGAUCUUCAUUUUCUUAGUCCGUCUGGCUGCACCUUCUGGGGCAAGAAACCGUGGUCCAGGAAGAAGAAAAUCCUGUGGCAGCUUGGCACAUUGGUUGGAGCACCGGUCGGUAUCGCCCUGGUGGCCGGGAUCACUGUUCCAGCCAUGAUAAUCGGCAUUCCAGUUUGGGUUGGUAGGAAGCUUUACACAAGGUACAAGUCCGCUAACAAGCAUAAGCGCAACGCUGCAAUCGUUGGUGGUGUCAUCGCUUCGGUUUUAAUAUCUCCAAUAUUGGCUGGCCUAGCAGUCGGCAUCGGCGUCCCAAUCCUCCUAUUCUACGUUUACGGCGUCGUGCCGGUCUCCUUGUGCCGGUCGGGCGGCUGCGGCGGUUCCAGCUCCGCCGACGACUCGUCGUCGGUAAUGGCAUCGUCGCGCGCCCCCGACUCGUCGUCCAUCGACGCGGUGAGCGGCAGCAAGGUGGCCAAUCCGUCGAUCGGCGAAGCUAGCCUCUCGAUGGCCAGCGGCAGUCAGGUGUUACGCGAGACCGAUCGCGAAACGGACCGCGAGUCGGCCAGCAUGGCCGCAUUGUCGGGCAGCGUCGGUCAAGGCACCCAAAAACUCUCCGUUCAUCUGGACAGAAUCUCUAACUUGAGGCUGAGCAUCAGCAGUCUGUCUGAGUCGGCGAACGCGAGCAUCGCGGACGACGCUGGUGCGUCUGUCCGCGCCCUCGCUGGCUCCAUCGUUAACUAUAAGGCCGCUGGUAGCGAUUCGUGCAGCUGCGUGACGACGGAGGACUGCGCGUCGGAACGCGUCAGAUUCGACGACAACGUGAGCUUCAUCCAGGCCGAGAAGACGAGCAUCGGGAGCAGUUGCAGCUUUCGGGCUAGGUGUAAUACGAAGCCGUCGCUGAGCAAGACCGAUCGCGUUUACGACACGCUGAGCAACGACAGUAUUUACAUUGAUAUAGACGAAAAGCCCAGGAAAUACUCGUCGCAAGCAGCUUUACUCCGUAGCCAGUUUUUCCAUUCGAUCAAUGAUAACAAACCGACGACCAAGAGCCUGGAUGAGAAGACUAUUAUUGAAGUUUCAAACGAAACUUUAGAUAAGCAGUCGUUACCGCAGAUCAAGGAUGAAUGUGUGCCGGUUCCGAUAAGACAGUCGAAGACAGCUACAUCUCUGAGUUAUGAGAGUUCGAAACUGUAGUUACCUUGUCUAGAACUUCUAUUAUGGAAGACUGAUGUGCAUAAAAUAUCUUAUUUAUUUAUAUCGAUUAUUCUUGUGCUAUUAACUUAUCCUAUCCAAAAAAUUUAACCAAUUAAACUUAAAUAGGUAUCGCUAUGUAUAAAAUGUUCGGCCUUUAUUCUAUUUUAAUUAUAUAUAAACUACUGCCAAUAACUUAGUUUAUAUUCCGAAAUAGACAUUUAGCUAAUUUCAAUAAAUAUAUGUUUUAUAUAUUAAAUAAUAAACUAAUCCCUAAGAACAAUUGUAAACGUCUUGAAUUUUUAUUUUUUAUUUUGGAAAUGACAAGAGAAUAGCACUUAUGGUAAUAUAAAUAAGGUGGUAACCAAACCGAAUUUCCGAGGAAUGACAUCAACACACCCACUUAUAUUUUAUGACAAAUUUCUUUUAAUCACUAGUUAACAUAUUUUUGAUAAUUCGUUUACACUGUCCACGUUAAAUUUAAGUCGUUCAUUUUUAUUAAACGUAUUCAAGAAAGCAACUAAACAUCUGAUGACCACCACCAUAUUUAUAAUACUGCUAUGUAAAUUCGGCUUAAAUGUUUGUUAUAGGUUAUAUUGGCAACAAUAUUUUUAUAUUGUUAUAUUUGAACUAUACAACUUUUAAUAUAUUCAACAGGGAAGUUGCUUUCAUUAUUUGGAUAUUUUUAAAGAUUUAUUAUUUUUUUAAAUGUAAUCGAAUGUAAGAACUAAAUUAAAAUAUUUGUCUUAUAUCA